Ipomoea triloba (trilobed morning glory) is the source of this 2845-nucleotide messenger RNA. Its product is annotated as CSC1-like protein RXW8. Bases 361 to 2589 code for a protein of 742 amino acids. The transcript has 12 exons. Gene Ontology annotation, cellular component: plasma membrane. NCBI's taxonomy places the organism in Eukaryota, Viridiplantae, Streptophyta, Magnoliopsida, Solanales, Convolvulaceae. The record is from RefSeq and is a predicted model, not a curated record. Gene Ontology annotation, molecular function: calcium-activated cation channel activity.
CAAAUCGCAUCUGUCUCACCACCCACUUCUUCCGCAUUUCAAUUUCAAUGAAAAUCCCAAACCCAAAUUUGAUUCGCGAUAGAAUCUCAUUCAUUAGGGUUUCUUUCAUUCAUUUUCUUCUCCUUUUCAACCAAAAUUCAAUCUUUUUUUUUCUCUUUCCCUUUUUUGCCCUCUCUUUUCCCUCCCAAUCCAAAGCAAUCUUUCUUUCAUAUAUCCCUUCAAGGCAACAUCACGAUUUUCGUUUAAAAGGCUUCUAGGCUUCUGAGAACACCGGGGCUUAUUUUGUGGCAACUCUUUGCCUUUGAUGGAUGAUUUUGCAAAUGAGUUGCCCUAAGAUUACGUAUUGUAUUCUGAACAAAGAUGAUUCUAUCUGCACUCUUAACCUCUGCUGGUAUCAACACAGUAGUGUGUGUGGUUUGUUUCAUUCUGUAUUCAGUUUUAAGGAAGCAACCAAGCCUGUUCAGUGUGUACUUUGGACAGAAGCUUUCUCAUGCGGGACUAAAGCGUCCUGACCCUCUUUGUUUUGAACGAUUUGUCCCUUCUCCUAGUUGGAUACUGAAGGCAUGGGAGUCAACUGAUGAAGAAAUACAUGCUGCUGGAGGCUUGGAUGCUCUGGUCUUUGAUCGUACAAUUGUUUUCAGUAUCCGAAUAUUCUCCAUUGCUGCUUCCAUUUGCCUUUUCCUUGUGCUGCCACUCAACUAUUUCGGGCAGGAUGUAGCACACGAGUUGGUUCCUGGGGACUCAUUGGAGAUUUUCACCAUUGAAAAUGUCAAGGAAGGAUCUCAGUGGCUUUGGGCUCAUUGCCUAGCGUUAUACGUGAUUUCAUUCUCUACUUGCAUUCUCCUAUACUUUGAAUUCAAAUACAUCACGAAAAUGAGGUUGGCUUACAUUAGUUCAUCUGUUUCCAACCCAUCUUAUUUCACGGUUCUUGUUCGUGGUGUCCCAUGGUCUGAAGAAGAAGCAUACAGUGAGCUGGUGGCAAAAUUCUUUACAAGUUAUUAUUCAUCAAGCUAUUUAUCUCAUCAAAUCAUAUACCGGUCGGGUGUUGUUCAGAAACUGGUGACCGAUGCAGAAAAAUUUUAUAGGAUGCUAAAAUCAACCCCUCAAAGGCAUGGGAGAUUAUUGAGAUGCGGCAUCUGUGGUGGAACAUCAGCAUCUUUCAGGAUCCUUACUAGUGAUUCCUCCUCUGAAAGUGAUCAAGAAAGUAGUGAUUUUGUUUCGCAUUUUAGAGAUCAGGAAUGUGCAGCUGCUUUAGUUUUUUUCAGGACUCGGUAUGCUGCUUCGGUUGCUUCACAGGGCAUUAAAUCUCCAAAUCCAAUGUUAUGGGUUACAGAUCUUGCUCCAGAACCAAGAGAUAUGUAUUGGUCAAACAUUUACGUACCGUAUAGGCUUCUUUGGAUUCGUAAAAUUAUUAUUCUUGUGGCUUCCUUCUUCUUCGUGGCCUUCUUCCUUGUGCCAGUGUCUCUAACCCAAGGCCUUGUUCAUCUUGAUAAGCUGCAGCAUGCAUUUCCAUUUCUAAAAGGGUCGUUGAAGAGGAAGUUGGUCGUUCAACUUGUUACAGGAUAUCUACCAAGUGUCGUGUUAAUAUUGUUUUCUUACAUGGUUCCUCCGAUAAUGAUGUUGUUUUCUACGAUGGAAGGCUCAAUCUCACGUAGUGGCAGGAAGAAGAGUGCAUGCGUUAAGAUUUUGUACUUCAUGAUUUGGAAUGUUUUCUUCGCACAGACAAUUUCAGGGUCUGUAAUCGAUGGAUGGAGUGCUAUUGCUCAGCUGGGUAAAAAUCUGAGAGACUUACCUAACCUCCUUGCCACAGCAGUUCCAACUACGGCGACCUUCUUUAUAACUUAUGUUAUGACGUCGGGGUGGGCAAGUUUGUUCUGUGAACUGAUGCAACCAUUCGGAAUUCUCUGCAACCUUUUCUAUAGAUAUAUUCUCUCGAACAAGGAUGAGUCAACUUAUGGAACCAUGACAUUCCCAUAUCACACUGAAUUUCCUAGGAUCCUCCUCCUUGCGCUCCUCGGAUAUACCUGUUCUAUCCUCGCACCUCUAAUUUUGCUCCCGUUGCUGGUUUACUUUGCCCUUGCUUACAUUGUAUACCGCAAUCAGAUUCUCAACGUAUAUGCUACAAAGUACCAGACCGGGGGUCUUUAUUGGAUCAUUGUGCACAAGGCAACGAUCUUCUCAUUGGUGUUGACACAAAUCAUAGCUUUGGGAGUCUUCGGGCUCAAAAAAUCGACUGUGGCAUCGGGCUUCACGUUUCCUUUGAUAAUCUGCACACUCCUUUUCAACGAGUAUUGCAGGCAAAGGUUUCAUCCGGUAUUCAGAAACAACCCUGCACAGAUCCUUGUUGACAUGGAUAGGAAGGACGAACAGGAAGGGCGGAUGAAAGAGAUCUACCAUAAAGUGACAUCGGCUUAUUGUCAGUUCAGAAGAAGUAGUUCAGUCACUCUAGGUAACCCUCAUCCCUUGAAGGAACAAAACAGCAUGUUUCGAGAAGUAGAAGACGAUGGGAAUCCAGGGGCUUUUAAAGCUGACAUGCCGGGAUCAUGGAAUGGGCACACACACUUAGAGAUUGAAGAGUUGGGCAAGUAAGAGAAAGCUCAGAAAGUGCAUGCAUGGAAAGAGAAGAGGGAGAGAGAGACACAAAUUUAUUGUGAAAAUGUAACAGUACAUUGUUGUUCUCAAGAGCUGAUGAAGCCUGCAAAUAUAAACGGAAAGAGAUGAGAAGAAAACAUGUACAUUUGGAGCCCACUGCAUGUCUGUACAUAUAGUAAAGGUAAUCUGUAAUAUUCAUACAACAAUUUUGAUUUUUAAUACAAAAGGAAAAAGGGGAAUUCGGGCAAUCAAA